UCCAAGGGGAAGAUUACAGGGCCAGGGCAGACCUGUUGUGUUUUGGCAGCACCUGUAAGUAACUGUAAGGGAUGGAAAGUCGCUUUGCUCAUCUCGCAGCCAUGGUGCUCGCACUUGUGUUCCCUCAUUGCUGCUUUGAACUUCACUUCCUCUUUGUUCCCCUAAUCAAAAGAAAAUGACCUCAAUUAAGGUAUCUGGCACAGCAGCGUUUGUGUCAUAUGGAGACUGCUGUGUGCCUUCGGAAAAGCAGCAAUGCUGGGGCCUGAGUCACAUGGGGCUGACAAGAGAAAGGGGUGGAUCGAGCUUCCUGAGUGCAGUGAGAGCCCAGUUUGAUUCAUGCAAAUCAGGGGUUUUGUGUAAUGUGAGCUCCACCUGUUUGAGAUAGGAUGGGUGACUGACACGGACCUUUUCAUAGCGCUUUGGAAAUGGAAAGGGCGUCUCUGUGGCGGAAUGUUUACCCAGGCGUGCUCAUACAUGUUUGCAUGGAGGAACACGCAUCUCCUACGUGUGCUUACGGUGAGCCCCAGGAACCUGCACAAGCAGCGUCUGUCGUGACAGAAAUUGCUCUUGGCCCACGAAGGCUGCUCGGUUGGUUGGGGGUCUGUGCUGUGUGUUCUUAGGCUCCAGCCUUCUGAGCUGCUGUCCUGGUAUUUGGAGAGCAAAUUUUAAUGAACACAAUAGAUUAGUCUAUGGAGAAUGUUGAGCUUUAGAAGCACCGGCUGUGGAUUACCAGCAGAUAGCCUUGGCAGAAUGGAGGCAGAGAGCUUAGAUUAAGUCCCACUCAACAAAACCACAUCUAAUAGUGGAAAUGUACUGAUAUCAUGGAAGGUGAAAGAAGAGGGAUUUUAACUCCUGUUCUGUGUGCUUGAUACAAACAGGUACCAGGAGGUGCAGUCACUCUGCUGAUGUAUUUUGCAGCAAACCUACUCUGUUUUUUCCCUUGGAAGCAAAGAUGAGUCACAGGUGCUCAGCUGGGGCUGGGCUCGGUGAGUGAACAAGGCACUCUCCAGUAAGGUACCAGUCUGGGGUCACUGGUGGGGAUCAGUGGGGACAGGCUGUCCUGGGGAGGUACCGCGGGUGCAGGUUUGUGUGAGUGCUGAGGGGAUGCAGUCCCGAAUUGAAGCUGAAUGCAGCAGCUGGAACCCACGUCCUGUAGAGCCCUGCGGUGCAGAGCAAAGCCCCUUGACCAGGCUGACCAGGGCUGCGGCCCGGCUUCUUCUGCUCUGCCCCCUGGCAAACCUCUGCUGCGCCUGAUGGAGGCAUUGCUGCUCUGAGCUCCCUGAGCACAGGCGAGGGAUGGCAAAUGAGCUGCGGAUGGGGCCACUGGCAGCUCCCAGUAGGGCACUGUCUGUUAAACAUGAAAAGCAAACCCAGAUUGGUCAAAAGGGCCUGGAAGGAAGCAGGAGUUACAAAUAGGGACUGAAAGCUGAAGAGAGAAAAUCUUAAUUAGAUCUCCACAACCUGUAGAGGAACAUAUUUGGAUUAAAAUGAAACGGAGCUUUGUACUCUCUGGAUUCAGUGCAAGAAUGGAAGAAUUAUUCACAUUUGCUAUUUGUGAAGCUGGAUUGCUUUUUCUGUGAACUUGUCUUUUUAACUUCUCACCUUGUCAGAAAGCUGUGAAAAGCUGCUGGGAUGGUGUAUUUGGGGUAGUUCUUAUCGCAGCACAUAGCAGAACCAUUUCCAUGGUUUCAGAACACGGGCAGAGUUCCCUAUUUAAUCUGAUCCUCCCCACGUUAGCUCCUUUCCAGUGGCAAGCCGGUCUGUCCACCCUUCACCCACCUGCCUCAUCGUUCACUACCGCUGAUAUUUUCUCUUUGUGAAUAUCUAUCAAUAUUUAAUAGGGUGGUGUCAGUGUUGCUGUAAGAUGAGAGGAACUACCAGAAACCUUGAAUUAUGCAUUGUGUGGCUGGGGGAAGCUGGGCAGAGUUUUCUUUUGGACCCAGAGCUCUUGGAGUUGAUCUCCAGGGGCCGCAGCGAGAGCUCCCGGUAAUGGAAGAGCCCCAGAAGAAGCUCGGUGCUCGGCACGAGGGGAGGCCCCGCAAAGUGAGGUUCAAAAUAUCAUCUGCCUACAGCGGCCGGGUGUUGAAGCAGGUCUUUGAGGACGGGCAGGAGCUGGAGCUCCCGGCCAAGGAGCACUCCCGGCUCUUCGUGCGGCACUGCUUCGAGCCGGGGGACCAUUGCGCUGCGGAGCUGCCCGAGCGCAGGCUGCUCCCGCCGGCCAAGCUGAGCGCGCAGCGGGUCAGUAUAUUCAAAGAGGGGCAGGCGCUGGGCCUGGGCAGCGCCUCGCCUCUGCUCGACCGCCCGCCCGCAGACAGCUCCUGCCAGCCUUCCCCAGUUCUAGACUUUGGCAAGAUCAUCAUCUACACAAACAACCUGAAAAUCAUCCGUGCACCGAUGGACCAGAAAGAGCUCAUGAGAAGAAUCAUCCAGACUGAGGGAAUAAAUGACUGGGCCUUCAUAUACCGGGAAAAGAAAGAAAGAUUUGGUGGUGGACAUAGAAAAGAUGUGGAAAAAAAGGUUGUCUGCAACCAGUAUGUGCAGGAAGGAGAUGACGAACAUGGGUGCUCCCAGUGUAAGGGGUCGGGCUCUGCCCCUUGCUCCCUGUGCCACGGAAGCAAGUUUUCAAUGCUGGCAAACAGGUUCAGAGAGUCCUACCGGGCCCUGCGCUGCCCGGCGUGCAAGGAAAGCGGCGUGCAGCCCUGCCACAUCUGUGCCGCCUGACCAGCACCGCCGCUGCGACCUGCUGCGGAGACUGAGCUGUUCCACCCGCAGACAGCCCUGCUGUAACGCAGGGUUUAGGAGGUGGGAAAGGCACAUUGCGCACAUCUCACUGCGGAUGUGAAUCCUGCACCUCUGCUACCAACUGUCCCUCCUGUCUGCACCUGCCUGCCCUCUGAAUCAGCCCAGACCCCAGGGGCUGCAGGGGGGAUGUAUGCCAGGUCGGGUCCCGACCCAUCAGUAACAUCACUGAAUGCAGCAGUAGGUGCAGCUUGGGCAGCGUACUUGUCAGGGUGUGAAGUGUGUCUGUAGCACAGCAGCACGGUGCCUCCCCUGGGUUUAACUUGCUGAAUGAUUUAGAAUUACACUGGCUUUUGUAGUUAACACUGUCCCUGCCCUGCUCUGUCACAAGCAUUUCCCAAAGACUUUUCUUCCUUACAUACACUUUAGUGGGCACAGUGGUUCCUUUGGGGUCUGAUUUGUGGGAAGGAAGUGAAAGCCCUUCCCAAACCUGGAGCUAUAAAAAUGUACCAUACUUUA
Molecule: messenger RNA, 3258 nt
Organism: Pezoporus occidentalis (night parrot)
Lineage: Eukaryota; Metazoa; Chordata; Aves; Psittaciformes; Psittacidae
Gene: GRXCR2
Product: glutaredoxin and cysteine rich domain containing 2
Exons: 3
Coding region: 1894-2721 (275 amino acids)
Biological process (GO): sensory perception of sound
Cellular component (GO): stereocilium base; stereocilium shaft; microvillus
Source: RefSeq, a predicted model, not a curated record